Molecule: messenger RNA, 2241 nt
Organism: Stomoxys calcitrans (stable fly)
Lineage: Eukaryota; Metazoa; Arthropoda; Insecta; Diptera; Muscidae
Product: synaptic vesicle glycoprotein 2B
Exons: 7
Coding region: 381-2045 (554 amino acids)
Biological process (GO): transmembrane transport
Molecular function (GO): transmembrane transporter activity
Source: RefSeq, a predicted model, not a curated record
UACCAAAGUUGCUCUUGUCAGCAACAACACACGCCACGUGAAGAGGCGGAAGACCCAAAGAAAAAAAAAAAAAAUAAAUAACCAAUAACAAAAUGCGAAAAUGAUGUUUGUGUUUUUAAAUCGAUUUGGGUAUUUUUAACAAGAAGAGUGUAAACAAAACGGGAACGGUGCGGCUAAUUUUCUUUUAUUUUGGCAUUUUGUCAGGCGGAAGAACGAAUCGCAAAUAAAAAGAAUAGUAACGCAGCAAAUUGUACAAAGCACAAAACAAGAAAAAAAAAAAACAAAAAUUAUUUUACAUUAAAAUAAUCUAUAUAUAAGUUCAAGUUCGAUUAGAAUCUCAACAAAUUCAAAAAUCAUAUCACACAAUAACAACAAGAAAAAUGAGUACAUUAAAAAUAAAUGAAAUCAACAAAUGCAAUGAUGAUGGUGCUAGUGAAAAUUUACUUCCCGUUAAGACUCCAAAAGAGACCGAUGACACAACGAAUGGUAAACUCAAGGCAUUCGAAGAGGCAAUAACAUUUUCCGAAGCUCUGGAAAGAACCAAAUAUGGCAAAUUUAAUUACUUCCUCAUAAUAAUCUCGGGCCUUGUAUUGGCCAAUGUCCUGCUGGAAACUUCCGCUGUGGCCUUUUACAUGCCCGUAGCUCACUGUGAUCUUCAAUUAACAAAUAGUCGUAAGGGUCUGCUGAGUGCCAUAGGCUAUGUGGGCAUGAUUGUCAGUUCUCAUUUGUGGGGAUUUUUGGCCGAUACGCGGGGUAGAAGGCGUGUCAUUAGACCCACAUUAAUAGCUGGCUUUGUGGUAACAGUGGUCUCAAGUUUUGCCACAAACUUUUGGAGCAUGUUGGUGCUAAGGCUAAUCAACGGCAUAUUUGUCUCUGGUGCCUCCGCUACAAUUUAUGCCUAUAUUAGCGAAUUUCACACUGAUCGCACACGUUCCAAAGUCAUGAUGAUCUCUUCGUUUAUAUUUGCCAUUGGUGCCAUGUUUAUGCCUUUCCUUUCGUUUGCGGUCAUUAAUCGUGAAUGGCGUUUGGAUUUGUCUUUUAUGGGUCUGGUGUAUAAGCCAUGGCGGCUAUUUGUUAUUGUCUGUGGUAUCCCUGGUCUAGUGUGCGGUAUUGCCAUGUAUUUCUUGCCGGAAAGUCCUAAAUUUUUACUAUCCAUGAACAAAGAAGAAGAGACCAAGGAAGUGUUGCAGCAAAUGUAUAGGAUGAAUGGCGGAAAGGAUGAGUUGGUGAUUCCCCACCUACUCUCCGAAGAGGACAAUACCGAAGUAAUCGAAACUAAAGACAAAGGGUCCUAUAGCAUAUUCAGUUUCUUGGCCACAAUGUGGAAUCAAACAGUGCCGCUGUUUCGAAGGAAGUAUAUACGCACAACCACCAUUGUUUGUACCACACAAUUCUGGCUUUAUGUCAUUACCAAUGGCCUAUACAUGUGGUUCCCCUACAUAGUCAAUGCCAUGGGAGAAUUUAUGAAAAAUCAUCCAGGAGAGAAUAGAAAUCUAUGCCGAAUUGUCUACGAUAAACAUGACAAAAUGGAUCUAAGUGUUAACAAUUCGACCUUAAUCGAUUGUCCGGAUAAAUUAGAGAACACCACCUACAUGUAUUCCCUGCUCAUGGAAAUCCUCUAUGUCUCCACAUUUGCCGUUAUAACGCUGAUCAUCAAUCGUGUUAGUAAAAUAGUCAUAAUGGUCACCAUGAUCAUAUUCUGCAGUUCAUGUGGUCUGGCCGCUGUUUGGCUUCCUUACACUUCCAUAUCGGCCAUAUUAUAUGUGAUACUAUUUUUGGUGGGUAUUUCCAUUAAUGUUCUGGGAGCAGCCACUGUAGAUCUAUAUCCCACACAAUUGAGAGCCAUGGCCAUGUGCGUCUCCCUUAUGAUGGGUCGCAUUGGCAGUGUGGUCGGCACCAAUAUUGUUGGGGCCCUGGUGGCCAACUAUUGUGAGCUGACUUUUUACAUUUCCUGCUUUGCCAUGCUGUCAUGUGCACUGUUGAUUCUUUUCUUACCACGAAGUAUUACUUCAGAAAAGUCACCAUCUACACCAGAAAAUGCCUAAAGGAAUCUUUGUCUAGCAUUUUAACUUGGGAGGGGGUUGUAAACCAAUUAGAGAUACUUAAAUAUGGAUACUUAAGUUUAGUGAUAUUUUUGCCUCAAAGUAGUUAGAUUUUUUAUAAGACCAACAACAACAACACACAAAUUGUAUUUUAUUAUUAUAAGUAGAUAUGGAAUAAAUAUAGAAGAAGAAUCCGAAA